Fusarium keratoplasticum is the source of this 1179-nucleotide messenger RNA. RefSeq names its product Beta-elim-lyase domain-containing protein. Lineage: Eukaryota; Fungi; Ascomycota; Sordariomycetes; Hypocreales; Nectriaceae. The transcript is spliced from 3 exons. The record is from RefSeq and is a predicted model, not a curated record. Bases 1 to 1179 code for a protein of 392 amino acids. Gene Ontology annotation, molecular function: L-allo-threonine aldolase activity. Gene Ontology annotation, cellular component: cytosol. Gene Ontology annotation, biological process: L-threonine catabolic process; glycine biosynthetic process.
AUGCCUAGCGUCGUCGAAACCGUUCAGGCCACUGAGUCUGUCUUCACCCCCAAGGUGAAGGCGAAACUCGCGGCCCAUGCCGAAAAGGCAUCCCGCGACUUCCGCUCUGACGUGGUGACUGUCCCAACCGAGGACAUGAUGAACGCCAUCUUGAAUGCCUCGGUCAACGACGACAUCUACGAUGAAGAGGGCGACGCGUCUGUCAAGUCCCUUGAGCAGAGGCUUGUGGAAAUGACCGGCAUGGAGGCCGCGCUGUGGGCUGUGUCUGGAACUCAGGGCAAUCAGAUUUGUCUACGAACGCACUUGACCCAACCACCUCACACUGUUCUUCUCGACCACCGCGCCCAUGUCCAUUGCUGGGAGUCCGGUGCCCUUCCCGUCAUUUCUCAGGCUUCUGCUACGACUGUUCGGCCUAAGAAUGGGGUCCAUCUUACCCUUGAGGACGUCAAGCUGAACAUUAUCCUCGACGGAAACAUUCACUUCCCCCCUACUCGUGUUGUGUCCCUAGAGAACACGCUAUUCGGUACCAUCCUCCCUCUUGCCGACGCACAAGCUAUCUCCAAGUAUGUUCGAGCGCUUCCUGUUCCCGAGGGUCAAAAACCUGUUGCGAUGCACCUCGAUGCUGCUCGACUCUUUGACGGUGUUAUCGGCGAGGGCGUUGACCUGAAGGCGUAUGCAGCCUGCUUCGAUAGCAUGUCGAUAUGCCUGGCUAAGGGUAUUGGUGCCCCCAUGGGAAGCAUCAUUCUUGGCAAGAAGUCGUUUAUCGAACGAGCCAAGUGGUUCCGCAAGAUGCUUGGUGGUGGCACGAGGCAGCCUGGUAUGAUGGCUGCAGCGGCACUCGCUGCGUUGGAGUACAGCAUUCCGCGCUUCCCUUCGGUCCACAACAUGGCUCGAUCCGCUGCUUCAGAAAUCGAGGCGAUUGGGUACAAGUUUUCUCUUCCGGUCCAGACCAACAUGAUUAUUCUGGACCUUGACGCUGUUGGGAUCCCGGCCUCAGCAUUUGUCGAGUAUUGCGCGCGCGAGAAGGUGGCUGUUUUCCCGAUGGCGAGAAUUGUCUUUCAUCAUCAGACUUCAGAGACUGCCGUCAAGAGCCUCGUGAGUGCUCUGUCUAAGCUCAUGAAAGAUAAGAACAACGGCGUGGCUUUGGAGGAUAAGAAGGUCAGCGGAGGAUACAGCUGA